AUGACUUACUCCUUGAUCGUUUUCUUAUUGUUCGGAUUUGUCGAAUCGCGCGGACGCUACGAGUUUAUUGAAGAAGCUGAUCUCCCCGCAUUUUACACAAUGCGAUCUGCACAACUUGCACAAAAAGCACAAAUGGCUCCACAACAAAUUCUACCAGAUUAUUCACCGUAUUAUCCGUAUCCAUAUCAAACGGUAGUGGCCACCGAACCACAACCUUUUUCAUAUAGUCCUCUACCAUUGUAUGGUCCAACAAUUAAUAGGCCAGCUCCAACUCCAUUUCCCACUGCACGACCAGCUCCAGUACAAUAUCCUCCGAUGGCCUAUUUUCACGGGAAUCCAGCAGGAAUAGUGCCUCCGAAUGCGUCGCCAACGUCACAAAUUCGUAAAAAGACAGCCUAA
Molecule: messenger RNA, 399 nt
Organism: Caenorhabditis bovis
Lineage: Eukaryota; Metazoa; Nematoda; Chromadorea; Rhabditida; Rhabditidae
Source: the annotation of a GenBank genome assembly